UCAUUAUCUUUGAAAUCGAAGAAGCUGUGUGAACAAGAUGGACUAUUUACAAAACGAGAUAUCUGAUUUAUUUGUUAACUUCUGUAUUCGGUUUGAAUGUACAUAGAAGGACACGGACAUUAAGCAAGACGAGGUGAUAUUUAGACGUCGAUACCAAGAAAGAAUACUAGUGACCGGUCAGUGAAAUUUGCAUUUAGGCUAGCUAGCUAAGAAUGGAUGGUACCAAAUAAUCGGUGACGCUCAGGUGUAUUGGAUUUUUGGAUUUGGGGUUAAGGUAAUGACGUUACCUUAGUUAGGCUUAGCUAGCUAUCACGUCACGAAGCCUGCUUUUCAACUGGCGACGCCGACAAGGGCGUAUAGUUAUCGCCUGUCGUUUAGGAAACCCAUUUAGAAAAUAGAGUCGAUAACAUUGUCUGUGAUCAUUUUUGACUAUCAUAGAGCCAUUCCGCGCUGCAUGUAGCCAACAUUGUUUUGAAAGGAAGUUAGUCGGAGACUGCGUACUUCUUGCCAAAGGCCGGGGGAAGGUGCAGUGUGGGUUAUCUAAUGCUGCAUUCAAACCAACCCCCUCCUUAGAUUCUAACUCGAGUAUGUAUUUAUUGACAUCCUGAGUGUCUCACUGUAUUCAGUUUCUUCAAAAGUGUACGUUGUAGGAGCAAAGCAAUUUGACUUAAAUCAAUUGGCUUUCUUGUUUGAUUGCUUUUGGCUAUCGCGAAAUGGGUCCUGUCCAAACAGCUUUGGUGCGUUUAUUUGUGAUGAUUGGUGAACUUCUCAUACAUCAGUAACGCACAGAACGAAGAUGGAGACAGGAAUCCAGCAUCAACCGGGUGAGCAAUUCGUCCACCCGUUGACCAACCCGGGAGCUACGGGAUUAUGCCCAGAAAUGCUCGAAGUCUCAGAGGAGGCAAACCGGGCAGGGGAUUUCAACCUCGCCGCCGAAAUCUACAGCUCUCAACUUGCGGACCUUCAACAACCGGACCGGGGCCUCUGUUUGCGAAAAGCGGAUGCUUUGGCACAGGGAGGUAGGAUAGGUGAGGCUCUGGACUCGUACUGUACAGCGGCAAACCUAAGCAAUCUGAGACCGGAGGAGUUGCGUAUUCUAGUUGAAAACAUUGCACAGACUCUAAGAGAAAAAGAUCUAAACGUUUUUAGUGGAUCGCGCAGUGGAGACGGCGGACUGGAUUCGGAUGGAGACACCGAAGAGGACGAGCCGUUAGACUUAUUUUCAUGUCGCCUUUGUAAGAAUUUGCUUUCUGAACCAGUAACGUUAAUGUGUGGCCACACGUUUUGCAAACCUUGUUUAGAAAAUGAAACUGUCACGGAUUGCAAACAGUGCAAGUAUAAACUGGACAAAAAAGAUGGGCAGAUUUUGCCAUUUGGACUAAGAAUAGAUGUUGUACUAAGUGGGUUGUUGGAAAAAUGGUUCGACUCCGAAAGCAAAGCCAGGAGGUUUUGUAUAGAAGGAGACAUGUUAUGGAAAAAACAAGACUAUGCAGAUGCCUUGGAGAAGUACAACAAAGCUGUAGAACUAGCGCCCUCUUCAGGCCGCCUGCUGGCACAGCGGGCCAGGCUGCACAUGGCCAUGAGGAGUUACUGUCUGGCUGUGCAGGACGCUGACAGCAUGUGCAGAGUCAACCCUCUCUGGCCACAGGCCCACUCUCUGAGAGCCUCUGCCCUGAUCAGAGCCUCCAGGAAGGAGGAAGCGUUGCAGGAGUACUUCCUCUGUGUGGCACUGAAGCCUGAUUGGACCACAGUCAAGAUGGAGGCCCAGAAGGUGCUGAGCGAGCUGUUUUCCUCCGUGUUCGAGAGGGCUGAUGUUCCCCAGCCCCUGCUGCCCCUGGCAGGAGACCCCUCCACACGCUUCCUCAAACCCUCCGCCCUGCUCAACUCCCUGCGGCCACUCGCCAGGGCACCCACCGCCCAGCCUGCCCAGGACUCAGAGGUCAGUGUGAGCAGGUCAGGGUGUGAGGGUUCGUCCACACAGCCGGGCCCCAGACGACCCCUGGGGGACGAGGGCAGCAGUAAGACCCUGGCCAGCGUCCUGGCCGCCCUGCCGGCGCCCCCCGGUGGCACUAAGAGGAAGCACGGUGGAGACGAGCCUUUCUGCCACUCCUCCAAACUACUCCGAGCAGAUGAAAGGUGCUCCUCUCACGCCCCUGCCACGCCCUCCGGGGGGCGGUCCGUGCCCCUCAGCCUGCUGGACAGUGGAGACAUGGAGUGUUCCCUCUGCAUGAGGCUGUUCUAUGAGCCGGUCGCCACUCCGUGUGGACACACCUUCUGCCUCAAGUGUCUGGAGCGCUGCCUGGACCACAACCCCUACUGCCCUCUGUGCAAGGAGAACCUGGCUGAGUACCUGGCCACCAGGGGGUACAACAAGACUGUGCUGAUGGAGCAGGUGCUGCAGCGUUACCUAGGAGACGAGCUGGCUGACAGGAAGAGGAUCCAGGAGGAGGAGCAGAAGGAGCUGUCCAAUCUGAACCAGGAAGUGCCUAUCUUCGUGUGCACCAUGGCGUUUCCCACCAUCCCCUGCCCGCUGCACGUGUUUGAGCCGCGCUACCGCCUCAUGAUCCGCCGCUCCAUGGAGACAGGCACACGGCGGUUCGGCAUGUGCAUCGCUGAUGAGCUGCAGGGCUUCGCAGACCACGGCUGCAUGCUGGAGGUGCGCAACGUCAAGUUCUUCCCAGACGGGCGCUCUGUGGUGGACACGGUCGGCGCCGCGCGCUUCCGCGUGCUGAGUCACGGCCAGCGAGACGGCUACCAAACGGCCAAGAUAGAGUAUCUGGAGGACAAGAAGGUGGAGGGAGAGGAGUUAGCAGAGCUGCAGAAGCUGCAUGACUCUGUGUAUGAGCAGGCCACUUCCUGGUUCACCUCCCUGAAGGACAACAUGAAGAGCCAGAUCCUCAGCCACUUCGGACACCUGCCAGGGAAAGACCCCGACCCACAGGGUAGUCCCAGUGGCCCAGCCUGGUGCUGGUGGCUGCUGGCUGUCCUUCCUCUGGAGAACAGAGCCCAGCUCACCAUCCUGGCCAUGACCUCCCUGAAGAGCCGCCUGGUGGCCGUCCGCAGGGUCCUGCUCUUUGUCAUGCGCAAGAGACCGCGAUGACCUCCGCACGCGCUGGCCCUCCCCCCUCCCUCACCGCCCUCGGCCCUCCUCCCUCCCUCCCUCCAUCACCGCCCUCGGCCCUCCUC
Molecule: messenger RNA, 3186 nt
Organism: Hypomesus transpacificus
Lineage: Eukaryota; Metazoa; Chordata; Actinopteri; Osmeriformes; Osmeridae
Product: LON peptidase N-terminal domain and RING finger protein 2-like
Exons: 11
Coding region: 797-3100 (767 amino acids)
Molecular function (GO): protein binding
Source: RefSeq, a predicted model, not a curated record